AUGUCGAUUCGUUCGAUUAUUGGGAUCAUAAUCUUCUGGUCCAUUAUUUGUACUCAUCGACUCAUAUUUUACGAGAUCAAAGGAACUAUAUGUGGUAUUGUAACCAGCUUUGGAGCGGCACUCUACCAUGCUCUCUAUGUUACUAUAGGAGGUGGUAUUCUUCCGGCAGGAAUUAUGAUUGGAUGUGCUCUUCUUAUCCGUCGUAAUCUCGCUCGCAAACGACAAAGACGUCAGCAACAAGUCACUACUGUGGCUUCUAGAGAACAUGGACACCAGAAGCGUUCACUUGAUCAUCAAGUUCUCAACUUAUUACUCAUACAGAGCGCUUGUUAUAUUGUUCUAACAACACCACAAGUGGUUAAUUUACUUUACAGUACAGCGUCAAGCACUAUACCCAACAGAACGGCUGAUACUUUGGCCAUCAAUGGACUUCUUGCUUUUGUGGCUGAAUUGAUGCUAUACAUAUUUCCUGUUGCAUCUUUCUAUUUAUACACACUGACUGCACGUACUUUUCGAGGAGAACUCAUCAAAGUUUCCCGUUCAUUACCAAUUCCCGGCAUGAGGUGUGGGGCUAUUCAAAUUGCACCAGUGGAUGACGAUAGCCUUGCAACGCAUCCUCGUCGAAAGACGCACGUAUUAGACGAAUAA
Adineta steineri is the source of this 648-nucleotide messenger RNA. The record is from the annotation of a GenBank genome assembly. NCBI's taxonomy places the organism in Eukaryota, Metazoa, Rotifera, Eurotatoria, Adinetida, Adinetidae.